Molecule: messenger RNA, 1602 nt
Organism: Ilyonectria robusta
Lineage: Eukaryota; Fungi; Ascomycota; Sordariomycetes; Hypocreales; Nectriaceae
Product: general substrate transporter
Exons: 4
Coding region: 1-1602 (533 amino acids)
Biological process (GO): transmembrane transport; carbohydrate transport
Cellular component (GO): membrane
Molecular function (GO): carbohydrate:proton symporter activity
Source: RefSeq, a predicted model, not a curated record
AUGAUGAGAAACAAUGCCACUGAUCCUGAGGAUAAGCUCGGCGUGCAACAGGUCGAGGCGACUGAGGAUGCACAACUCGCCCAUCUCGCUGACCAAGAGGACCACGACACUGGCAUCUGGAAAUCUUUCGUGAAAUAUCCGUGGGCAUGCGCCUGGUGUGUUUAUGCCUGCUGGUGCAUCAUUCUCGUUAGUUUCGAUGUCCAAGCUGCCGGUAGCGUUAUCGGCAUUCCGCAAUUCCGCAAAGACUUUGGGCACAAGUUCGGAGACAGCUAUGUUGUCCCAGCCAAAUGGCAGUCUGCUUUCAGUGGAGCACCGGUUGCUUCAGCUGUGAUUUCCUCCCUCAUUUGUGCCGAACUGGCCGACUGGAUUGGCCGAAAGAACGUCCUCAUAGGUUCUCUCAUUAUUUCCGUGGCUGCUGUCGCCAUCGAGUUUGUUGCCACCUCAAACCUUGUCUUCUUCUUGGGAAAGCUCUUGAAUGGCGUCAUGGUUGGCGGAGUUGCAACAACCAUGAUCAGCUAUAUUGGAGAGAUCACACCCUUAGCCCUCCGCGGCGUGUUUACAUGUGGCGUUGGCGUGGCUUAUGGCAUCGGCCCAUUAGUCGCUUUUAUCGUCAUCAAUUACACCGGUGACGUCGAGACGCGUUGGGCCUAUCGGACAGUUUUCUGUUGUCAGUGGGGAUUUGCCGGCGUUGCGUUGCUGCUUAUUCCUUUCAUGCCUGAGUCGCCAUGGUGGCUCGUUUCGAAAGGUAAAAAGGAGAGAGCGCUCCGAAAUCUCCAAAAACUCGGCUAUACUGGCGAAGUUGGCCACAAGAAGCUUGCACUUAUCGAGCUCACACUGGAACACGUCCGCACAGAAACCGAAGGCGUUACUUAUAUGGAGUGCUUACGAAAAUCCAACCUUCGCCGUACCAUUAUCAGCAUUAUGCCAUUGUCCAUUCAGGCGCUGUCUGGAAUUGCAUUUGUGGCUGGGUACUUUACCUACUAUCUUCAGUUGGCAGGCUACUCGACUACCAUGAGCUAUCGAAUUCAAAUAGCGCAACCUGUUUUAUCCAUCGUCGGCAAUUUGAUGGCAGCUGCCAUGGUUGACAGGGUUGGCAGACGAGACCUGACCUUCUGGGGUCUUGUCAUCCUCACUAUCUUCCUCCUAAUCACGGGAGGGCUGGGACUAGGAACCUCAAAGCCUGCCAUCACGGGAACAGUGGCGUUCAUACUUAUCUAUAGCUGGUGGUACAAUGUGUCCAUUGGUUCCACGGCAUUCUCCCUCCUUUGCGAAGUCUCUACAUCACGCCUUCGUGUCAAGACUAUCGCUAUUGGAUAUGCGCUGCAGAAUUCCAUCAACGUCAUGUGGCAGUUUGUCAUCCCGUUCAUGUUCAACCCUGAUCAAGGAAACCUGGGCGCAAAGGUGGCAUUCAUCUUUGGUGGCUUGUGCCUCUUUGCUCUGGCAUACCUCUGGUUUUAUCAGCCCGAGACCGCUGGAAGAUCGUACCAGGAGUUAGAUGAAAUGUUCGCUCGGGGUGUGCCUGCCAGGAAGUUUAAGGGAUACAAAACUGAAGCCCAGAUUCAGAACGAGGCUGCAGCGCAGGGCUUGGAGAAAGGACUAUGA